Molecule: messenger RNA, 6298 nt
Organism: Galleria mellonella (greater wax moth)
Lineage: Eukaryota; Metazoa; Arthropoda; Insecta; Lepidoptera; Pyralidae
Exons: 28
Coding region: 1-6192 (2063 amino acids)
Biological process (GO): regulation of membrane potential; potassium ion transmembrane transport
Molecular function (GO): voltage-gated potassium channel activity
Source: RefSeq, a predicted model, not a curated record
AUGCGUGCAGUUAAAAGUAUUCCAAAAUUAGAAAAUGAUGACGAAGAAACUGAUGAUGACGACGAUUCAAAUGAAGAUGUACCGAUACAAUGGAGCAAUUUAAUUUUUCUCCCUUUUCAUCCGGUUUUCAAGAUAAUAGUCUUAUUCUCUGUUAUACUAAAGACUAUACUGGGGCCAAUACAAUCUGUAUAUCCAAUUGUUUACUGUUCCAACGUAAUGGAUACUAACUGGUUUACGUCUAUUUUGAAGUAUUACUAUUUAUCCUUAUGUGAUAUAUUUUACUUCAUCGAUACGUUACUUCAUAUUAUACAUAGGCAAGUCGCAGAUAAGGCAGUGAGACGUGAACAUCUACCAAAAUCGGCACUAUUGUUAAUAUUGGACAUAAUAUCAUUAAUACCAUGUUUCGAGAUGGUCAGCUCUGAAGUAUGUCCGGAAGUUCAACUGUGGCCAAAUGUUUUAUGUUUUAAUGAAUUUGUAAUCAUUUACAGGGUAGUAGAAUAUUUCUCUUUAGUAACAACACAUUCAUUUUGGAAAUUAUUUUUCGGUUUUACAAUUUUAACCGGAAUAUGCGUAAAUUGCGUCUGCUGCUUUUGGUUACUAUUAACUGUAGAAGGAUUAUGUGCCAAUUGCAGGAACGGUAUAUACGAUUGGAGAAAAUUUGUAAUACAUAAGCUGAAUGAAACUGAUAAAGGAUAUUUAACGUAUGUUUAUGGUUAUUCAUUUGUAUUAUCAUUUGUUGUAAACGUAAUAUUUGAUGAAACAAAACCUUCUACUAUAUUGGAGUAUUUUGUUGUCGUUAUGUUUAUGAUUUGUGGCUAUUUACUUGACAUUUCUGUUAUUUUUCCCAAGUUAUUUGCGGAAUCAAUGUUGUCACUUCGAAGAAUUUGUACGUACUAUCCUCAAAUAUUAAAGAUAAUAGAUGAAACUCGUAGAAGAAAUCCUACGCCUAACGCUCACGUUAAUGUCAAAAACUUCUACAAAUUGAUAUGGAAGAAACGAAAUGGAAUUACUUGUAUACCUCCCAUAAUUAGUGAGUUGCCACGAUAUUUGAGAUUGGAUAUAAAACAAGAUCUUGUAUGGCCUGUUUUCUAUCAUAGUCCUACAUUCAGAAAAACCUCAACUCCGUUUAAGAGAUGGCUAUGCGAAUUUAUACGUUAUGAUUAUAAGCUUCCAGGAGAAAAAAUUUUCACUGGUCCUCAUUGUCUCACCAAUUUGUAUUAUUUGAAAUCUGGAAUAGUACAACUAAUGUCAACUGACGAUGGUGUUACACCUUUAUUAUCUGUAACAAGUGGUACUAUUUUUGGAGAUAUUAGUUUUUUUAUACCACCAUUAAAAAGAAAAAUUACUGUUCGUUGCCUCACAUAUUGUGAGGUUCUUCAAAUAUCCCGUUAUGAUAUAUUGAAGGGUUUACAUAAAUAUCCACAUGAUAGGCAAGAAGUAAUUAAACUAGCACGAAAUAGGAUAAAUCACGCGCGGAUAUUAUAUACAUGCAAGCAGCAUGUUAAAGGUUUAGAUAUAACUGAGGAUGAAGGCAUAGCUUGGGUUAAAAGACGUUGGUGGGAGAUAUCAGAAACCAUUGCUAAUUAUAAAAAGAAAAGUACUAAGAGGCAGUUACAAAAAUACGACCUACCGCCAGAAGAAGCAGUUUAUCAUUGCGCUAAGUACAUCGGACAACUAGUGCUAUGUAGCGAUACUCAGUUACAAACGAAGUCACUAUUUACAAAAGAUAAGUUUCCGUGGUUAUUAUCACCCGAUUCCACCUUUAUACGCGUUUGGAAACUGAUUGUUGUAACUACAGUCUUUUUUGUUUUAAUUUUAUAUCCUCCUAACAUAGUAAGAUACGAGAUGGUGAAUUGGUUCAGAUAUUUUAAACACUGGACUGAUUUCAUAUAUGCUGCUGAUAUUUGUGUAUCGCUAUUUACAUCAAUAGCGAAACAAGAUAGAUAUAGAACUAACUUUACUGGAGUUAUGUUUGCUCGCUGUAAAAGCGUAAGUUUUGUUUUAGACGUUUUAGCAACUAUAUGGAUAGAAGAGUUUACUAUUAUAAUUGGAAAAUCAGAAUAUUACCAUGCAAGUCAAUUUAAUAGAUUAAUAAAAAUUUAUAUGUUGUUCUGGUCAGAUUCAAUACCACAUAACUUUAAUGUUACUAGUGACCCUAAGUACAGGAUUUAUUGUAGUAUGGUUUUGAUACAUUUUUCCUCUGUCUACGUUGUUGGCCACUUCAUAUAUAUGCUAUGCAAAUAUAUACCUGGCAUGAGUAUGUCUUACUUUUUUGGUGCCUAUCCUUGUGGAACAACUCCAAAGAUUCGUAACGAUAGCAAAUGUGACCCAGCAGAGACUGAUAUAUUUUCUAUAGCAAUUGCAUGGACAUUUGAACUACUAUUUUCUGAAUUUUUGCCACAUAACAUAUUAGAUAUCUAUACUGUGAUGUUGGUCAGUUAUAUUGGCUUUCUAACAUAUACGUUUUUAAAAUCUAGGUUUAUUGCUUUUCUUUAUUUAAAAUAUAGAAAUCUUAUUAAUUAUCAAUUUUUUGUGUCUAAUUUGAAAAAGUAUUAUGAACAUCACAAAAUCCAUCGCAAUCUUAUGAGACGUUUGAACAGAUAUUUAGAUUGUCAUUGGAAAUAUUAUAAAGGAAUAGAUGUGAUGCAUCCACAUUUAUUAAAAGAUGAACCAUAUGAUAUAUACUGGAAAGUUCAUGGUGAAAUCGCAGAGAAAAUAAUUGGUCAUUCAGUGGCGUUUGCGGGCGCUGAAUAUUCAUUAGUAAGAGAACUCGCUUAUGCUUCUAAAUUUUUGAUAUUGCCGAAGAGUGCCACACUAUUUUUAUUUGGUGUUUCUUGCAAGAAUGUCACUUGGAUAGUUCAGGGUUAUGUGAAAAUCGAGUACCAUAACGAAGACGGGGAGUUACUGAAGACGUUUUACGGGCCUGGGCAAAUGGUGUCGGUGACCUCAGUUUUGCUUGGGCAACCAUCACAAAGAACUUAUACUUCAUGCACUGAAUGUGAGAUUUUAUAUAUCAAUUUAGAGGAUUUUUUCAAUAUUAUCAAACGUUAUCCAAAUGAAUGGUCAUAUUUUCAUACUUGCAUUCAUGAAUAUAGACCACUCUUUUAUGAGUUAUUUCAAGUUUAUGUCAAAAAACAUAGCGAGUAUCAAAAAAGACUACGCGAUCGUAUUUUUCAUGCCGUAACUACAACUUAUAAAGAGCCGCUAAAUGAAUUAGUAUAUGAACAAGAGAUAUUAUGGUCACCUUUAAAAUCUGAUUAUUUUUUGGAUCCUGAAUCAGACUUUAUUCGCUAUUGGAUGUUAUUUCGUGUUGUUACUGUCGUGGUGUCUAUAACGACUGCAUCUCUACAAGGUGGAAGCGGCGCAAUGUUCAAAUGGCCAUUGACUAUUAUUAGUACUUUUUGCGAUUGCAUUGCAUGGAUUGAUAUUAUAAUAAAGUUGUUCUUAGCUUACUACGAUGAAAAUGGUAUAUUAAUCUAUAGUAAACGAAGAUGCGUAUGGAACUACCUGUCGCGGGGAUUUUUAAUGGAUGUGAUAGGAACUUUACCAGUAUUUGAGCUUUGCAGACUCGUAUUGAGGCAGAAAAUAUCCAUUGAUCAAAUUAUGCUUAUAAAUACUGUUUGUAAAUUUGCCCAUUUAUAUAUUCUGACAGGAUAUUUCAAUUACAUUGCCGACGUGCCCUCAAUAAAUAGUGGUUACCUGUUGAUAUUAAAAUGGCAAAUAGUAACAAUACUGAUAAUGUUAGGUGGAAGCCACUAUCUGAUCAGUUAUUGUAUUGAAUUCACGUUUGAUGCAAAAGAUAACCUUAUUCACAUGGCUCGUAGGAAUACUUGUUGGAUUCCAUCCUAUAUGGUUUUAGAUAAUGAACCCACAGUACACCAAUUGCAUUUAUUAUUUGCCGAAAGCAUAAAUUUAGCCCAAUCAGGACUCAUGAAAAUGAAUAUGGGUAAGUUUCGUAUAGAACGAAACUGCCUCGGUGUUGGCUUCACGCUUUUCGUACUUGGAAUUUUGUUUUGGUAUGUAAUAUGCUAUACUCUAACAAUCCUAGUACUCACUAAUCGAGGAGAUACUUUAUAUCAACAUAAUGUCAGUCAACUAUGGAAAUUUUUACAAGCCGAAAGGGUCGACAAGAAACUUAUACAUCACGCUGUUGCACAUUUUAGCUAUUGGUGGAUAAGAACAAAAGGAAUUAAUAUACAAAAUUUUAUAAAUAGCCGUAUUGGUCUUAUAUUCAGACAAGAUUUGAAUUACUACUUCUUUAAAAAAACAUUCAAGGCUCUGGAUUCUAUAAUAAAUUGUGGCGAACCUUUUGAGCGUCUUCUAUCCAGCGUUUGCUCUCAAAUGUAUUAUCUUCCAUCACAAGAGAUUGUGAGAGAAAUGGACUUAAGUCCUUAUAUCUUCAUUGUUCAUAGAGGAAAAGUGGCCAUAAGUCAAGAUGAGGAGAAUCUGGCUGUACUCACCAAAGGAGCAAUAUUUGGUCAGCUUAAGGGGAUUGUACCUCGACCAGUCCGUAUUUCAGCUGUCGCCGAUGGGUACGCGGAUAUUUUACAGAUACCCAUAAAACAAUUCCAUGAUAUUAUUGACGAUAAGGUUAGAGAAAAUAUAAAUCGGAACUACCAGUCGGAGGAUGAUUAUAUGGAAACGAAGAAACGUUAUUAUGAAAAUCCUUACAAUACAGUAAGAUAUAUACUCCGUGGUCGGAAAACUAUAAAGCUUCCGUGGAUGUUAUUACCAAUGGAGGCGCGCAGUAGGUCGUGGUAUUCCAAGUGGUUGACUGUGGUUUGGUUGUGUGGACCGUUCGUUUCAGCUGUUAUCGUCCUCAUUCUCAAUACAUUGCCGAUUGACUGCAGAAUGAAUGCAAUCUGGAUAUUAUUAGCUUUGGAUCUUUUACACUUGGCGCAUUUCUUAUCAGAAUUUUAUACGAUGGAGCUAACAGUUAUUCAUGAUAAGUGCGUAAAUCAAGUUGUUGGUUUACGAAUGUUCAAGAAAUUGAUAUUUUAUGUUGAUAUCUUGUCCCUUGUAGUGCCUUUAAUGACAUUAGUAACUGGUAAUUGGACAUAUCAGAUUGCCAGAUUGUUGAGACUGCACCUGUUAUAUCAGUUUCAUAUGCAUUUCUGUAGGAGUUUUAAGAGCAAGGCGGCUCCGCUUCUGAUGAAGUUCAUAAUUUUGUUUUUACUACUGCAUUCUAUGAUAUGUGGAUGGAUAUACGUCGGCUGUAGGAGUGAGUUUACAUUUGAUUUUCCUGUACCUAUAUUGGAUGUACCAGAAGAUUUUAAUAAAACUAUAGAUUAUCAAGAGUGGCAAAAUCCGAAAGAUAGACAAGGAGGUUGCGCAAGAAUUACGCGUAACUUUAAACAUGAAGGUGAAUCAAGAGUGAGUUUCGUUGUACCAAAAAGCUGGCAACAUGAUUACAUUGUGGCUUUAAACUUUAUCAUACUUCUGCAUACGCAUACUGUUUUGGACACCGUUAUGACACUAUCCAUUGCGGAAGUUUACUACAAGAUUUUUAUAAACUUCUUUAUAUACUUGAUUGAUAUAUGGCUGAUGAGUACAGCAGUGAGUGCGGUUUACACCAUGUUCCGCGAGCUAUAUCAGUACGAUUUUAAUGUAUCUAAUCUAACCUCGUACCUCAACCAUAGUGGAUUAUCACCGGCACUAUUGAAAGCAGUGAAGAAGUACACUAAACAAUUAUGGAGAAGGCAAAAAGGAAAUUGGCUACCAGAAUUAGCUCAUCAAGCACCGAUGUGCCUUCGGGAAGAUCUCCUCAGUGCGUUGUAUAUGCACCAUAUACAAACACCCCCACUGUUUCGACUACUGCCUCAAUACUUUGCAAGGCAGCUGGUUGCAAGGGUACAAAGGAUUGUGAUAUUUCCCAAUAAGUGCAUUGUACAAGAAGGCGAUAUUUUUUCAUGUAUCUAUUUCAUACAUGAAGGUGAAGUGGAAAAAUGGUUCACUGAUUCUAGUGGAGAAAAGAAGAUGAUAUCGCUGCUUUCGUCUAAUGGAUACUUUGGAUUUAUACCUGGACUUUUCCCAAACACGCCUUUUCAGUUCACGUAUUAUACAAGGACGGUUGUUGACUUGAUUUAUCUUAGACUAUCUGAUUGGCAAGAUCUUCUAAACGCCUUUCCUGAUGUCAAACAAACGUUGUAUGCUGGAGCUAGAGAACUGAAAAAAGAUUUGCUAAAAAUAUAAUGAAUGAUUGAAUAGUUCAUCCUGUCGUUAUAUUAGAAUUCAUUAAUUAUUGUUUAAAAUAUUUUCAAAUAUAUUAAUGAUUGCAUUAUAGAUAUUUCUAAAUAUA